Rhodamnia argentea is the source of this 477-nucleotide messenger RNA. RefSeq lists its product as uncharacterized. The record is from RefSeq and is a predicted model, not a curated record. NCBI's taxonomy places the organism in Eukaryota, Viridiplantae, Streptophyta, Magnoliopsida, Myrtales, Myrtaceae. The transcript is spliced from 2 exons. The coding region runs from base 1 to 477 and encodes 158 amino acids.
AUGGACGUAGCGAGCCCCGUCUCUCUCAGGCAGAUGUUUAAGUCCUCCCUCCGCCAGCUUCCGUGUUGCUUCCCCUUGCGCCACUACCACGCGGGGGACGAUCCUCUACACUUCUACGGCGACGCCACGUCUCCUCAGGUCGGGACACCACCCUCUUCGUGGACAAAGCCGGUGAACACCCAGGAGAUGCCCGAAUUCAAGGAUAAGACCAAGAAUCACAGGUCACGUUUCGGGAGGCACAAGCGGCGGCACUCGUCCGUGGAUCUCCAUUACGACCCCCUGAGCUACGCAAUGAAUUUCGACGAAGGUGGGGUCGAUGAGGAUAAAGUGGACGACGAGGCACCGUCGAGGAACUUCAUCUCCAGGUUGCCGAGAGGAGGAGUCGAACUCCACAUCUGUGAUACUAGCGUCCCUACCCCUCAAUCCAUUUACCAGCAGGGCUGCAUGCCUAUUGACCAACCAAGUUUCUUUGACUGA